AAGGUUUUGCUGAUGAGUUAAAGAAUGCCAGAAGGUUAGGGACAUUUAAGCAGUACAUGGUGGGUCGAAGUAGUGAAGCAACAUUUGUUGAUGCUUUUGAGAAACAGGAAGCUAUUAUUCGGUAUCUUGGAGGUUUUGAUCCUUCAGGAGAGAAUCUCCAAAGUAGUCAUAAGCAAGCAACAGCAAAGCAGUUCAAUUGCACAGUAGCUGAUGUUGAGAAUGCACUUGCAAAGUUCACUUGGGCAAAAGAGGCACACAAGAAGAUGGAGAAGUUGAAGGAAGAAGGAAAACCAUUGCCAAAGAGCAUGGGUGAGGUGCAAAAGCUAAUGGGAUCCACACCGCUGGACCUUGCAAGGUCUAACUUAGCUAAGAGUGGUCAGAUCAGCAGAAAUGCACCUUGUCCGUGUGGUUCCCAGAAAAGAUACAAAAGGUGCUGUGGCAAGGAUUAAGGAAACCCAAAAUAUAAUGGAUUAGAGUCCCACAACCUUAACUUUAAAGAGACACUCAAGUGUGGCAGAAUAUUUGAGCAGUUGUGGGUGACAACUAGUUGGGGUGUCUUGGUUUGUUCUGUUUUCCAAUGAGUUUGGAAGAUAGACAAAAAACAAAUUGUUAAACUGAGGUGGCAAUCUGAAUUUGUGCGUUUCUUAUUGAUGACUGUUGUUCACAAGUUGACUGGAUUAUAGAAUCAAAAAUAAAUCUUUAGUUCUCUACCUACUUAUUCCAGUCUAGGUGUUAUAAUAAUUAUAAAGCGGAUUUCUCAAA
Rubroshorea leprosula is the source of this 762-nucleotide messenger RNA. The record is from the annotation of a GenBank genome assembly. NCBI's taxonomy places the organism in Eukaryota, Viridiplantae, Streptophyta, Magnoliopsida, Malvales, Dipterocarpaceae.